AUGAGCCCAUGGCUUCAUCGUAGUGACCCAUCGGUCUGGGAGGAGUGGCUCUCUUUUACCAUACCCACACACAUACACGCAAUACGAAAUACCCGUGGCCCCCAGCCCAGUAAAUCAUCGGACGCGGGGAACGCGAGAGCUUCCCAGCGUGAAAUGAAACGAAUUCAUCUUUGUCAGGGCCUCCCCUACCCCUCUCCCCCUUUUCCACCCCCCCACUCUGAACCACCUACCAUCCGCCUCUCUUUCUUCUACACACCCUCCCGCUCUGCUUCUGGCCUACCCCCCUCCCUCCCACUCCCCCUUCCUCCACCCUCCAUACUCCCUCCCCGCUCACCCCACCCCCUCCCCCAUUGCCACUCUACCCCGCUUAUGCCCACCAAUACCGCGCAAUCGUUCUCGGACUCAUUCCCUUGGGGGAAUUUGGAUGUUUGUGAUUAUUUUUGGAGGGUGGGGGGGCGUGAAUUAUGGAUUUGUAAUGGGGGUUGUGGGGUAUGGGGAGAUAAGAGUUUGGGUGAUUGGGGUGUUGGGGGGGAGUUGAUGACGGGGAUGGAAUUUCGGGAGGAAUUUUGA
Messenger RNA from Diachasmimorpha longicaudata, 570 nucleotides. RefSeq names its product MAPK-interacting and spindle-stabilizing protein-like. The record is from RefSeq and is a predicted model, not a curated record. The transcript has 4 exons. Bases 1 to 570 code for a protein of 189 amino acids. Lineage: Eukaryota; Metazoa; Arthropoda; Insecta; Hymenoptera; Braconidae.